Messenger RNA from Letharia columbiana, 627 nucleotides. RefSeq lists its product as uncharacterized. NCBI's taxonomy places the organism in Eukaryota, Fungi, Ascomycota, Lecanoromycetes, Lecanorales, Parmeliaceae. The record is from RefSeq and is a predicted model, not a curated record. The transcript is spliced from 2 exons. Bases 1 to 627 code for a protein of 208 amino acids.
AUGUAUCUGCUAAUUGUCUUCCUCGCCCUGUGCUUCUGUCAAUCAGUCUCGAGCGUACCAGAAAAUGAUGUUCCAAGCGCAAAUUCUACAAAGGCCCUUUUCAAAAGGGUCGACAAUCCCACUUAUGCCAUAGACGGCACCUGUACCCGCUAUCCUCAGGUUCAGGACAUAGUCAACGAUUGGUUCCAAACGGUCCAAGUUACUUCGCAUCGGAUCAGUCUGGGAGGGGCAGAUCCACACUUUCAACACGCCUUCCAGGUUCUUUUUAACACGGACCCAAAUAGCAACACACUGUACGACCUCCAGUUAGUUGAGGAGCCAAUCACAGCAUACGAUUUUGUCGAAUUUGUAACCACAAGUCUUGCAUCCCUAACUCCUCACGCGGAUCCAGACACCAAGGCCAAUCUGAUUUUCUAUUGCGAUGACGACGCAAUGAACCCAACGCCCUAUUCGAAUGAAAGAUGGCAGUUGCGCCCAGACAUACGGGGCGAUCCUAAUCCAAACAGUGGGAGAACGCUUGGAAUAAAUCAAGAAUGGUUCGACCAAGUCAACUUCAUUACGAGAAGCCCUAUAACGUUAGGCUGUAAGGCUGAACCAACGGAGCUGGAAACUUGGCGGGAAACUUAG